This is a messenger RNA of Triticum dicoccoides, 1761 nucleotides long. RefSeq names its product peroxisome biogenesis protein 1-like. The coding region runs from base 1 to 1731 and encodes 576 amino acids. The transcript has 11 exons. Gene Ontology annotation, molecular function: ATP hydrolysis activity; ATP binding. Gene Ontology annotation, cellular component: cytosol; peroxisomal membrane. Gene Ontology annotation, biological process: protein import into peroxisome matrix. NCBI's taxonomy places the organism in Eukaryota, Viridiplantae, Streptophyta, Magnoliopsida, Poales, Poaceae. The record is from RefSeq and is a predicted model, not a curated record.
AUGAUGGAGAGUGAAUCGCCUCCACCUGCCUCCUCCCCCACUGCUGCGGAUAACACCGAGGUGUUGUCCCGAAGGACCCUUCCAGGACAGGGAGAGGUGCAGGAGGCUGCCAAGACGGCGCCAAAGGGUGAUACCCCUGCAGUCGAGAACAUGGGGGAACCGACCCCCAUGGAGACUGGAUACGGGGGCCAUGUCCAGUUUGGCCCCCAAUCAAAUGUCAUUCCGGAGAUCCACAUAGCUCCGGAGUCAGAUGAGCAGCCCCCUUCGAAGGAAGGGGGCGCGAUCACCCCGCCGGAGACUUCUGUCAAUGCAGAGGUGCUGGAUACUCCGAUGGGGGCGCUUCAGAGCGCCACCAUUGUGAAAGAGCAUCGUACCCUUAUGGGUACGAGUGAUCUGGACAGUCUAAUUUCAUUCUCCCCGGACAACCUAAAAUCUCAGUCGUCCAAUUCUAGUGCUAUUGUGAAAUAUUUGAUAGACAUGCUAGAUGAGUACAGAGAUAAAAGUCAUGGCAUGUGUGGGUAUGGACCUGUUGCAUUUCUGGCUUCAGCUAAGUCACUUAAGUGUCUUCCUCAAGAGUUGACUUCCUCAGGGAGAUUUGAUCUUCAUGUCCAAGUUCCUGGUUUGUCUGCGCCUGCUCGUAUAGAGAUACUGAGGCAGACAAUUGUCAAGCUUCACUUACUAUGUACUGCGGAAAUCAUCAGCAACAUUGCUUCGAAAUGUGAUGGUUAUGAUGCAUAUGAUUUGGGAAUUUUGGUUGAUAACACUGUGCUUGCUGCUUCGGAUCGUUUGCUUGGGUCUUCUACUGUAAAUCUGGUGGAGGAAGACUUCCUGAAAGCCAUGAGGAACUUUUCUCCUGUUGCGAUGCGUGAUAUUAGUAAAUUUUCGCCUGAAAUUAGCAAUGGAUGGGAAGAUGUCGGAGGACUUUCCGAAGUUGUAAAUGUUAUUAAAGAGACUAUUGAAUUGCCACUAAAAUAUCCGAAGUUUUCUGCUGGGGCUCCUGUAAGGUUGCGAUCGAACAUCCUCCUGUAUGGCCCAACAGGCUGUGGCAAAACCCAUGUUGUGAAAUCUGUAGCUGCUGCGUAUUCUUUACGGUUCAUUCCAAUCAAGGGGCCAGAAUUGAUGAAUAUGUACAUUGGUUCUACUGAGCAAUAUCGAGGAAAACAUGGUACACAAGUUACUGACCGUGUUGUCAACCAGUUUUUGACGGAAUUAGAUGGUGUAGAAGCUCUGACGGGAGUAUUUGUAUUUGCUGCCACCAACAAGCCGCGCGAAAUUGAUGCUGCACUAUUACGACCUGGAAGAUUUGAUCGGCUUGUAUUUUGCGACUUCCCGCAAUGGAAUGAACGUCUGGACAUUCUCAGGGUGCUCUCAAAGGAGCUUCCUCUGGCAAGCGAUGCCGAUCUUGAACUUGUCGCAUCAAUGACGGAAGGGUUCAGCGGUGCUGAUCUCAAAGCUAUACUCACGGACGCUGGGCUGGAAGCCGCCAAGGAGGCUGUGCGAUGCCAACCAGGAGACGGUAGUGGUGAUAUCCCGCAAGAGCUGCCUCUUAUCACCAGUGGAACUCUCAUGUCUGUUGCUUCAGAGGCUAGACCGUCGACCUCGGAGGAGGAUAGGAGGAGCUUGAGGGAGAUGUUCAGCCAAUUCUCAACUUCUAGGAAGUCUUCGAUUUCCACCGAGAAGAGAAGGGAAGCAAAUGGCCAGGGCCAGAGAGUAGCUGUAGCCGAGUCAUGACAAUUGGUUCAUGUAAACUCUCUCUUGUAA